Micropterus salmoides (largemouth bass) is the source of this 2084-nucleotide messenger RNA. RefSeq names its product RD3 domain-containing protein. NCBI's taxonomy places the organism in Eukaryota, Metazoa, Chordata, Actinopteri, Centrarchiformes, Centrarchidae. The transcript is spliced from 3 exons. The record is from RefSeq and is a predicted model, not a curated record. The coding region runs from base 127 to 795 and encodes 222 amino acids.
CAGAAACAGUCGGUGUGGCACGAGGCGGAGCGGGGGUCAGUGACGUAGCAGGAGACUGUUUCGGGGGAAAGUCCUCGCGGCGGCGUGAACCUCUGAUGACCUCUAGCGACAAUACCGCACAGACAUAUGUUUCCUUGGUCCGCUGUUUUCUCCCUUGAGCCCAAAGUGCCCGGCCAGCGCAGCAGCGAGGAACUGGUUACCAAUACUCUGAUGCUGGAGUUGGGAGCCAUGGUGAAGCGCACUGAACGCAUCCGUUUGGAGCGGGCGACAGAGGGUCGGCGCCGCCGUCGCAGCUCCUCCUCCACAGCUGACUACAGCUGGCUGGCGACCGCCCCAACCCCACAACCCUACGAGCUGACACCCAAUGACCUGCUGGAACUGCAGGAACUCUGUGCCAAGAUCCCUCCAGCACAGUGUGGCCCUGUGAUCGUCAGGUUCAGGAGGCUGGUGUCGCAGAUGGAGCCUGAGGUUCACGAGGUUCCCCGGCUGUUUCGCACAGUGCUACGUGACUGUGUUGACGAAACAAAUGGAAAUGAAGACAUGCAGGACACCCCCUAUGAGAAGCAGCAGCGCAGCAAGAGCCUCUCUUUUGUUACUUUCCGCACCAAAUUUCGCACGGGUCAGUUUUUCAAAGGCAGCGGCAUGACAGGCUCCAGGGGGAACCUGCAGCAGAUAGAUUGGUCCGACGAGGAGGAUGGAGAAGGGGAGGAGGAGGCCAUCAAGGCCAGGGCGAGGAAGGGAAGGAGCAGGAGCAUGCCAGAGAUCAGCCCAAUGGAGCAGAGUGCCCAUGGGUGAGAGAAGGGAGGAAGAGAGUCAGGGGAGAGACCAUGUGGAGAGGAUGGUGGGAGGGAGAGGAAGAGCACCUGUAGAGGAGUUCUGUUGGGGAGGAGAAAAUGAGAAGGAGGCAAAAGUGAGCACAAAAUACAGGUGGGUCAGCAUACUGCAAAUAUGGGAAGGAGAGAAAAACAGAGAAUGUGGAGGGAGGAGGGAAGGUAGCAUUCAAAAAGGGGACAGAAUAAAUGUAAAUGUAAUGUAAAUAAAAAGUUUUCUCAUUUCUAAUUAUUUUGCCUCUUAAAACGAGGAGAAAAGUCUAGAAAGUGGUCUUGAUGUGAUUUCUUGACUUUAAGGGAACCCUUCUAACUGCUAAUGAACUCGAAAACUUUCGUCCAUUCCAAAAUUAUAUUGGUUUCAAGAUCCUGAAACAUGUGGUUAGCAUAUGGAUGUGCUGACAGGUACAAGCAUGUUAAAACAAGACCUAGUCUACUGUCACGCUAGCAGCUCUGUGGGCUGUGCUUUGAGCUAAAUGGUAACGUCACAACGUCACUGCUAACAUGUUUAGCAGGCAUAAUGUUUACCAUGUUCACCAUCUUAGUGUGUUAGCAUGGUAACAUUUGGUAAUUAGCACUUAACACAAAGUACAGCUGUGGCUGAUGGAAGUGGUCAUUAGAUUAGCAGAUAUUUGGUCAUAAUUAACAUAAUACAAAUUUAAACUAAUUUACCUCAUAAUGGUGCAAGAUGAAAAUUCUUAGGAUCAAUCCUCAGGGGGAAAGGAAUGUGUGUACCAAAUUUCAUGAAAGACCAAUAUUUAUAGAGAAAUCUCACUCAAAACUACAAAAGUCAACCUACUGGUGGCGCUACAUGAAACCUUAAGAUACAUAGUCUGUGGACCAUGAAUGUUUGUAUAAAAUUUCAUGGCAAUCCAUCCAAUAGCCGUUGAGAUAUUUCAGUCUGGCAGUGGUGGACCGUUUUUAGCCAUUCUGCUACAUGCUUCAUGUAUCCUUACAUAUAAACAGCUUAUAUCGGGAACAAUUGCUCUUGAUGAAUCAUGUGUGUCAUGAACUGUCCCUUCAUAAAAAUGUUAUGCAACAGACAGGACAGCUGUCUUGUGUGCAGUAGUGGGUGGGGGGUGGGGGGUAUUCAGCAGUCACAGUUUGGCUCCAGAUCUCCUGCUCAGCUAGUGGGUGCUCUCAUAGUACAUCCAUUAAGCAAAUCAUUUCCAGCUGAGAAUAAUUAGAUCAUCAUCUGUAAUUUUUUUUAUUGUAAAUAUAUGUAUUGGGGGAAAUAAAUAUAAAAUGUAAAGAACA